AUGGCGGCGUCCUUACAGCGUUUCUCGUCUGCGGGGAAACUCCUUCUCCAAAGACAUGUACUGAAGACAAAUUAUUUGAACGGGCUCACGAGACCCCAGAAGCUGUUGGCUACCCAAGCGGCUCACCAGGUGGCGUUAAAUGUUCCUGAAACGAAAGUUACUGAUUUAGAAAACGGACUCCGGGUGGCCUCGGAGGACUCUGGGCUGACCACUUGCACGGUGGGUCUUUGGAUUGAUGCUGGUAGUCGCUAUGAGAAUCAGAGAAAUAAUGGCACAGCACACUUCCUGGAGCAUAUGGCAUUCAAGGGCACCAGGAAACGCUCUCAGCUGGAUCUGGAGUUGGAAAUUGAAAACAUGGGUGCUCAUCUGAAUGCUUACACGUCUCGAGAGCAGACUGUCUACUACGCCAAAGCUUUUUCAAAAGAUCUUCCUCGAGCUGUUGAGAUCCUGGCCGACAUCAUCCAAAACAGCACACUAGGUGAGGCGGAGAUCGAGAGGGAGCGAGGUGUGAUCCUCAGGGAGAUGCAGGAGGUGGAGACAAAUCUGCAGGAAGUGGUCUUUGAUUACCUGCAUGCUACAGCAUACCAGUCCACAGCGCUGGGCAGGACCAUUCUAGGCCCCACUGAGAACAUCAAGACCAUUAACAGAGGAGACCUGGUUGAAUACAUCACCACUCACUACAAAGGACCGAGAAUUGUCCUGGCUGCCGCUGGAGGUGUUUGCCAUAAUGAACUCAUCAAUUUGGCAAAGUAUCACUUUGGGAAACUUCCCGGCAGAUAUCAAGGAGAAGCCCCAGCACUUCCACCAUGUCACUUCACAGGAAGCGAGAUCCGUGUGCGGGAUGACAAAAUGCCCCUGGCUCAUAUUGCAAUCGCAGUUGAGGCAGUAGGAUGGGCCCACCCUGACACCAUCCCCCUAAUGGUGGCCAAUACACUUAUUGGAAACUGGGACCGUUCAUUUGGUGGCGGGGUGAAUCUGUCCAGUAAACUGGCUCAGAUGGCCUGUCAGGGAAAUCUGUGUCACAGCUUUCAGUCCUUCAACACCUGCUACACGGACACGGGCCUGUGGGGGCUCUACAUGGUGUGUGAGCCAGGGACCAUCUCUGACAUGAUGCACUUCACUCAGAUGGAAUGGAUGUCUCUGUGCACGAGUGUGACAGAGAACGAGGUGGCUCGGGCCAAGAAUCUACUCAAGACCAAUAUGCUUCUGCAUCUUGACGGAUCCACUCCAAUCUGUGAGGACAUUGGUAGACAGAUGCUGUGCUACAGUCGCAGGAUACCUCUGCACGAACUGGAGGCUCGCAUUGAUGCCAUCAACGCUAACACCAUUAAGGACGUGUGCACCAAAUACAUCUACAACAGAGCUCCUGCCAUCGCAGCUGUCGGUCCUAUUGAACAGCUACCAGACUACAAUCAGAUACGCAGUGGGAUGUUUUGGAUGAGAUCCUGA
Menidia menidia (Atlantic silverside) is the source of this 1449-nucleotide messenger RNA. NCBI's taxonomy places the organism in Eukaryota, Metazoa, Chordata, Actinopteri, Atheriniformes, Atherinopsidae. The record is from the annotation of a GenBank genome assembly.